This is a messenger RNA of Manis javanica (Malayan pangolin), 1662 nucleotides long. RefSeq names its product epoxide hydrolase 1 (gene EPHX1). The record is from RefSeq and is a predicted model, not a curated record. Gene Ontology annotation, molecular function: epoxide hydrolase activity. Lineage: Eukaryota; Metazoa; Chordata; Mammalia; Pholidota; Manidae. Gene Ontology annotation, biological process: arachidonate metabolic process; epoxide metabolic process.
UGGGAAGCUGCAGGAGCCAAAGCUCUGGAAGGUGACCCUUCCUUUCCAGUACAGCUGUCUUUCCAAGAUGUUGGAAGCACCCCCAUUGCAUUUUUGCUCUGUCCUCCAUCUGCUUGGCCCUGGAUGCAGACACAGUGGUAAAGGAGUCAUGUGGCUGGAAAUUCUCCUCACCUCAGUGCUGGGCUUUGUCAUCUACUGGUUUGUCUCCCGGGACAAGGAGGAAACAUUGCCUCUUGAAGAUGGGUGGUGGGGGCCUGGGCCAAGGCCCCCAACUCAAGAGGAUGAGAGCAUCCGCCCUUUCAAAGUGGAGGCGUCAGAUGAGGAGAUCAACGACUUACACCAGAGGAUCAAGAAGGCCCGGAUAACCCCACCUUUGGAGGACAGCCACUUCCACUAUGGUUUCAACUCCAACUAUCUGAAGAAAAUCAUCUCCUACUGGCAGAAUGAAUUUGACUGGAAGAAGCAGGUGGAGAUUCUCAACAGAUACCCUCACUUCAAGACUAAGAUUGAAGGGCUGGACAUCCACUUCAUCCAUGUGAAGCCCCCUCAGCAGCCCCGUGGCUGCACCCCAAAGCCCCUGCUGAUGGUGCACGGCUGGCCUGGCUCCUUCUACGAGUUUUAUAAGAUCAUUCCAUUCCUGACUGAGCCCAAGAACCACGGACUGAAUGAUAAACACGUUUUUGAAGUCAUCUGCCCUUCCAUUCCUGGCUAUGGCUUCUCAGAGGCCUCCUCCAAGAAGGGCUUGAACUCAGUGGCCACCGCCAGGAUCUUUUAUAAGUUGAUGCUGCGACUGGGCUUCCGGGAAUUCUAUAUUCAAGGCGGGGACUGGGGUUCCUUGAUCUGCACCAACAUAGCCCAGCUGGUGCCCAGCCAUGUGAAAGGCCUGCACUUGAACAUGGCUUUCGUUAUACGAAAUUUCUACAUCCUGACCCUUGCCUUGGGACGGCAUUUCCCAAGGCUUUUUGGCUUCACCAAGAGGGACGUGGAGCUGCUGUACCCCGUCAAGGAGAAGAUUUUCUACAGCACACUGAGGGAGAGCGGCUACAUGCACAUCCAGUGCACCAAGCCAGACACCGUGGGCUGUGCUCUGAAUGACUCUCCUAUGGGACUGGCUGCCUAUAUUCUAGAGAAGUUUUCCACCUGGACCAAUGCAGAGUUCCGAAAUCUGGACGAUGGAGGCUUAGAGAGGAAGUUCUCCCUGGAUGAUCUGCUGACCAACAUCAUGCUCUACUGGACAACAGGUACCAUCACCUCCUCCCAGCGCUUCUACAAGGAGAACAUGGGUCAGAACUUCUUGGCCAUCCAGCAUGAACGGAUGAAGGUCCACGUGCCCACAGGCUUUGCUGCCUUCCCUUGUGAGUUACUACACGUCCCAGAAAAAUGGUUGAAGGUCAAGUACCGGAAACUCAUCUCCUAUUCAUACAUGCCCCGUGGGGGACACUUCGCUGCCCUUGAGGAGCCGGAGCUGCUUGCCCGGGACAUCUGCAAGUUUGUGGGGCUCCUGGAGCGGCAGUGAGCACGGGUCCAGCUCCCUCGCUGAUACCUGCCCUUUUAUCCAAAGUCCCAGUGCCUUUGCCCGCUCCCGUGGCAGCAGGCUGACGGGAAGACCCCCUUCUCCCCACAGCCUGGCUUUGCGAAUAAAGGGCUUUAUUUUUGAAAGCA